AUUAAUAUCUAAAUCCAAAUUCUGAUCAAACCCUUCGCUCAAAUGCUCAAGGCAUAUAUAAAUUUUGCUAACUGCGCGAUUCAAUUUCUUUCAUUUUGCUCAAGGCAUAUAUGUAAUCACUGAAUCAUUAAUUGAACAUGAGUUUGAAGGAUUAUUCUGGUGAGAAAAUACUGUUGAAGCUUGGGCCCUUCGGAUCAGAACGCGGAGGGAAAGGUUUUGAUGAUGGAGCUCAUUCAACAGUCAGGCAGUUGGUAAUAUCUCAUUCAUCGAAGUCGAACAUUAACUUUCUACAGAUUGAAUAUGAUGACAACGGGAGCUCAUUUUGGUCAGACAAGCAUGGUGUUGGGACAGGGUCUGACCCUAUUGACGAGAUUCAAUAUGAUGGCAACGAGAUCUCAUACCGUACUGACACGAUCAAGCUUGAUUAUCCGUACGAAUAUCUGAUUUCAGUUCAUGGAACAUAUUUUAAGUUCUGGCCCAGUAUUUGCUCCCUUACUUUUAGGAGCAACAAGAAAAGUUACGGACCAUAUGGAAACAAGAAAAGUUACGGACCAUAUGAUGAAGGCAAGCAGGAUAAGUAUUUUUCAAUCCAACCACCUGGGAAUAUGAUUGUCGGCUUUCAUGGUAGGGCUUGUGAGUAUAUGGGUAUCUGUGCAAUAGGAGCUUACCUGAAACCUAUUGAUCAUCAUUAUCAGAAUAAAAAGUACAAUCUCGAUGUCAUGCCGGCAUUACCAAAACCGUCAAAUCCUCUGCGUCAAGCUAGAUAUCCUUCUCAGACCAACCUCAGAAACAAACAAGAUGACGGCGACGAUGACAAACAAUCAACAUACACAAUUGCCGGUAACCAAGUCAACGGAAACGAGGGCGACCGGAAUGGAAAUUUCGUUGUUGGAAAUAACAUUAACAUUAUUUACAUUUUACACCCUGGUUUUUAAUUUCAUACCCAAAUAUCAAAUUUUGUCAGUUGAGUACUUGAUCUUACUUCCAUCAGACGUAUUCAUAUCCGGGGUUUUUAAGUGUCACAUCAUCGGUUAACUGUCAUAUCAGCAGUUAACUAACACCUAAGCCAAUAACAAAUUUUUGUGACGGAGUUUUUAACUCCGGGUUUGAAUAUGUCCAAGGAGGAAGUUCAGGUAUUCUAAUGAAACAAUUUCAUAUUUAGGUAUGAAAAUGAAAACUCCCCCGAUAAUGCGGGAGUAA
Rosa rugosa (rugosa rose) is the source of this 1200-nucleotide messenger RNA. RefSeq names its product jacalin-related lectin 3-like. The record is from RefSeq and is a predicted model, not a curated record. Gene Ontology annotation, molecular function: carbohydrate binding. The transcript is spliced from 4 exons. The coding region runs from base 138 to 935 and encodes 265 amino acids. Lineage: Eukaryota; Viridiplantae; Streptophyta; Magnoliopsida; Rosales; Rosaceae.